Molecule: messenger RNA, 1158 nt
Organism: Trichechus manatus latirostris (Florida manatee)
Lineage: Eukaryota; Metazoa; Chordata; Mammalia; Sirenia; Trichechidae
Gene: CBY1
Product: chibby 1, beta catenin antagonist
Exons: 4
Coding region: 38-421 (127 amino acids)
Source: RefSeq, a predicted model, not a curated record
GGGAGCAGUGAUUGACCUUUCCUUCAUCUGGCCAAAGAUGCCUCUCUUUGGGAAUACAUUCAGUCCGAAGAAGACGCCUCCUCGGAAGUCAGCUUCUCUCUCCAACCUUCACUCUCUGGACCGGUCCACCCGGGAGGUUGAGCUGGGCCUUGACUACGGAACGCCCACCAUGAACUUGGCAGGGCAAAGCCUCAAGUUUGAGAAUGGCCAGUGGAUAGCAGAUACCGGGAUUAGUGCAGGUGUGGACCGGAGGGAGGCUCAGCGCCUUCGCAGGCGGAACCAGCAGUUGGAGGAAGAGAACAAUCUCUUGCGGCUGAAAGUGGACAUCCUGCUAGACAUGCUCUCUGAAACCACUGCUGAAUCCCACCUGAUGGAGAAGGAGCUGGAUGAACUGAGGAGUGUCAGCCGGAGGAGGAAAUGAAGACCCCAAAGAGAUUUGUUAGGCAAGCGGGGAGAAACCCACUGAUCUGGGGAGUAGGAUGUGGCUGAGGGUUUUUUGUUUUUGUUUUUGUUUUUUUUUUUAAGCCCAGCUAGUCGAGUAGGUCCUGGGAGAGAGUAUCUGAUAAUAGGACCAGAAGGCACUGGCGCCCUUGAGUUGGCAGUGGGAAGGUGUAAUGGAGGAAACCAAGAUUCUAGGCCAGGCGAUAACUAGAAACAUGUUCUUAGUGCACUGUGUAGGGAUGCCAAUCUGUAAACCAGACAUCAGGGAUGUCAGGGGUGAUGUUAAGCCUUUGGGUGCUCUCCAGACUCACCUUCAAUGGACAGACCCCAAUGGCAGAAGCAGCUGGAGUUCAUCAUAUCACCCCUUAUGUUGGUGUUUGGGGUAUAGCAGGAGGUCUCGUACGGGCGGUGCUCCCGGUUCUCUGCCCUGCAGGCCACUCUCUCCCAGCUUUAAAAAAUACUCGUCCCUCAAACCCACAACCUCCUCUGCUUCUGGCAUCUCAGCAAGCACCAGCGUUCAUGGCAACUAUAUUUUUUUGUGCUACUUUCUUGUUUACACUACUUCUUUUUUUAUUAAAUGAUGUUAAAUGAAUCUCUCUGUCACCAAAGUGAGUGAAAAAAGAAGUUUCAGUUCUUGAAGAAGCAAAUGGAGCCUGGAGUCCAAGCUCCCACUGCUCCAUGUGAAGACAGACUUGCAUGGUUGUAGGGAAAUGUUGC